AUGGGAAAAAGAAGAGACGAUGUUGGUCCAACGACGUCUGCCAGACCAGGUGCUCGUUCCAGCCUGCACGAGAUGCCCCAGCCACGUACCAUCAAGGACUUUUUCAAACGGCCGGCUUUUGUGGCAACCCCCAAGGACCCUUUGAAAGAAACAGGGAAAGAAAGCUUCCUCUUCCCCGCAGCCAGCCAACCGUCGUCCCCCUUGAGCGAUCCGCCUUCAGAUCUUCCUUCGCAACUGCUGUCUUCCCAACAGCUGCCCGAUGAGGGAAGCUCUCAUGAAGCUGCGCGUGGUCCUGUAAAUGGCUCGAGCCAUCACAGUAGCGAUGCCACCCUACAACCCAGUUCUUCCUUCAAUUCGUCACAGCGGGUCGUCAAAAAUGGAAUGGAAGUCGUCGUCGACUCCGAUGCAGAAAGUGGCGAGUCGAUCGGCUCUCUGGAGUCUCCAGACGAUCUUUUAAACAGGUUCCUGGGUUCAUCUUCUGGGCAAGCAAAAGACUCCGAGUCUCCUGCUCCCGAUUCAACUUCUCAGCCGCGAUCACGGGCAUCCAAAUUUCGGUAUUCACAGAACAACAGACCGGUACUAAAUCUGAAACCAAAGAAAUACAAAUUCAGCAUGGAAUCAUUGGUGACCCGCUCCGUGGACGACAGUGAGGCCGAGGCCGGUGUCGCCAAAGCCAAGGCCCAGCUCCAAAGUGAGGAACACAUAAAUUCAAGCUCGCCCAAUGGUCCUGACGGCAGCUCGGGCAUUCGUGAGGAUGUUCUUGCGUCUGCGUUUGCUGCAGAAAAAGAAGAGAGUGAUCUGCAGAGACUGUUGGAUGCAGUGCGACGUACAGAAGCUCUUGAAGUGGAAAAGUCUUGGUCUUUUUUUGGCAGUGGCUCUGAUAUGCAACUUCCUGAGUUUCCGAGGGACUCGAUACCUCCGUCUUCCCGAGAAUCUUUUCUAAGAGACCCGGCCCCCCGUGAGAGAGCGUUUCAUUCAGGCAUUUUGGACUUUGCCCUAACGAGAGGCUUACUCCCCGAUGAGGUGAUUCUAUGGAUUCUACAAUCAGUACCAUUAGAGCCUCGGGACGAUUUGCGAUAUGCCUAUUGCAGGGCAUUAAAGCAUGCGGGUGGUGAGCGUAUCAAGUUUCUUGUCCAGCCUUGCGAUAUUGAGCUGGUUUUUGGGUCUCUUGGGGGCACGCAGAAGGCAUUGAACACAUCCGAAGAGAUAUCACCACAGAACUUAUACGACCCAGCAAAAUCGCCUUGCGAGUGGAAGUACCUCUUAUCGGUUCUCGAUUUACUGCGAGACCUUUCGGAUCAUUUUCAUGAGGACACCAGACAGCACACGCUAAAACUCUUAUUCCGUCUCGCCCUUGACAUCUACGUGACCAAGAAUUCCACAGUCUGUUCGGCUUUGGAAACAACAAUAGAUUCCGUACUGCAGAAUAUUCCCUCGGAAGGCUUUCACGAACUAGUGCAACCACUCACUAAGUCCGCUUUCCAGACGGUCAAGGACAUUACCCUUCAGAGCCAACUACUCAAACACAUCCUCCCAACGAACCCCGACAUUGCCUUGUUUCGGGCUCGGCUAGCCGUCUCAUUUUUGAUCAACGACGAGUCGGUACUGUUGGAGCCUGCCGCAGACGUUCUCAAUCUCAAACGGAUAACUCAGCAUUUACGAAGCGCACGCUUUGGCUCGAAGCUGCACCAGGCCAAGUCAACCAACAAUUACGACUACUCCGAGCUCAAAGCAACCACUUCCCUCUUAAACAUCGUUAUCGACAUAGACCAGACAUCGGCCGAGUUCCCCAGUAAGGAGGCCGAAAACCAAUUCAAUACCGACGUCGACGCUCUAGCGGACCGGGUGAAGCGGAUAUUCAGUGCUAUUGAAGACUCAGGCGCGUCUCAUCUGAAGCGAACAGAAGCCAAGCAGAGCCUCGAGGCGUUACACUACCGAAUCGUGUUCUCUGUUCGCUCUAAACCCCGAGUGCGAUCUCUUUUCGGCAUAGACGACCUCCAAACAAAAAUACCACAAUCCAUGGCGAACAAGCACUUUAGUGCAAAGAUGGCCAAGUCAUAA
This is a messenger RNA of Talaromyces rugulosus, 2061 nucleotides long. RefSeq lists its product as uncharacterized. The transcript is spliced from 7 exons. Bases 1 to 2061 code for a protein of 686 amino acids. NCBI's taxonomy places the organism in Eukaryota, Fungi, Ascomycota, Eurotiomycetes, Eurotiales, Trichocomaceae. The record is from RefSeq and is a predicted model, not a curated record.